AGCAGCGCACCGCCAAAUUGGAAGCAGCACACAGGAAGAUAGUAACAAUGUCUAAAUCAAACACAAAUAAUUAUGGCACAAAUAAUUAUGGACGAUAUUAACAUAUAAAAGCUGACGCAAUUUCCACUCGCAGCACAUUUGCGCCCUAAGCACCAACGCUAUCACAUGGAGCGGUCAGUAAAUAUUUCGAAAUUACAGCAAAAACAGUACAACAAUUAGUACAAGCACGAAAACACAGAGAUCUCAUACGAUAUAGUUACAUAUGUAUGUGUGUACGAAGUACGAAUGCGCAUAUGAGCAAGAACAAGCGGAAAUCAUGAACUCUUUCGAUGUGCUGGUGAAAUUUCUAUUGGCGCUUUUAUCCAUUAGCCCCACAUAUCCACAAAUUGGAACCUUCGCUGCUCCAGUCACGGCGACCCACGACCAUUGGAAGUUGAUAGCGCGCGCCGGUUGGAGUGCACGUCCGCCCAAAGAGCGCAAAUCCUUUGUCGGUCCUGCACCUUUCGUUAUCAUUCACCACUCGUACCAGCCAGGCGUUGCACAGACGACAGACGAUUGUCGAGUGGCGAUGCAACAGAUGCAGGACUCUCACAUGGAUGAGCGGCAUUGGGCGGACAUUGGCUACAGUUUCGCCCUUUGUGGUGAUGGCAAUGUGUACGAGGGUCGCGGCUAUGAAGUGGUUGCAGCCCACGCGCCACUAUACAACAAUCGCAGCAUUGGACUAUUGCUAAUUGGAGAUUUUACCGACCAACUGCCACCGGCGCCAAUGAUGAAGGUGGCGCAGAAUUUUAUAAAAUACUCGCUCGAAGCUGGUCACUUGCUUGAGGACUACAUUUUGUAUGGGCAUCGACAGGUGCGCAAUGGCACUGUCUGUCCGGGCGAUGCGCUUUAUGCAGAGAUACAAAAUUGGCCACACUGGCAAAAUGAUGUGGAGGUUAAAGCGUAUCCGCCCGUGUACGUACCUGCGCGUGUGGAUGUGGUUGUGACAGAGAAACCAUAAAAAGGAGGAGGAGGAGUGGAAAGAAGGUAUUGCUUUCAGCCUGCAGUAUUAAAUAAAAUGUACAAAUUAAUAGAAAAAAUUCAAUUUCACAAUUUUUAUAAUAUUUUUGUUUUUCUCGCGAGCAAAU
Molecule: messenger RNA, 1127 nt
Organism: Anastrepha ludens (Mexican fruit fly)
Lineage: Eukaryota; Metazoa; Arthropoda; Insecta; Diptera; Tephritidae
Product: peptidoglycan-recognition protein LB-like
Exons: 3
Coding region: 263-1000 (245 amino acids)
Biological process (GO): peptidoglycan catabolic process
Molecular function (GO): zinc ion binding; N-acetylmuramoyl-L-alanine amidase activity
Source: RefSeq, a predicted model, not a curated record